GCAGCGGCCCCGGCCCGGGGCUGCCCGGCUCUGGGAGCUCGGGGCUCAGCGGUAGCUCCGGCAGGAUGAAGAAGCACCAGCACUCGGUGCAGGGCACCUUCAGCCGCCUCUUCGGCAAACGGCACCCCAACCCCGCCGCCUCCUCUUCCUCCUCAUCCUCCUCCCUCUUCGCCACCAACCCCCCCUGGAUCUUCACGCAGGAGGUGACCUCGGACAGCGCGGGGGGAACCGGUGAUGUGAUUGAGGUGUACUAUGGCGACAAUCGCUUUGGGUCGAUGACUGACUCUGGCACAGCAACUCUUAAACCUCGUCCAAGAGUCCGGCCGCUGCUGACUUUCUUACCCCUUAAUGCCCAAGAAUCCCACGGGGUGGCUGUGCCAACGCCAUCAGUGCCAGAAGACUUUGAGGAAAAAGCAGCACUUGGCUCUGGCUCCCAGAUCAAUGGGAACUACCGAAUGUACAGCUCGGUGGGGGACCUGCGCCCACAGGCUCUUGAGGGGGAUGACCUGGAUGAAGACAUCCCUCCACCACCAUCAGUACCCCCACCACCCCCUCCAACAGCACCAGCACCUGCACCACCGCCUGCAGCCUCGCCGGUCCCUCCACCACCCGAUACGCUGCCUCCACCACCACCGCCACCACCUGAGGUGGUGCCACCACCUCCUGCCAUGGCACCUCCGCCACCUCCAGCCUCUGCCCUGUCCUCCCCUGGCACACCGGCUCCUCCAGACUUCAUCCCACCAGCCCCACCGGGUGCCUCUCAGCUUGGCCAGGCCUCAGCACCCUUCACCACCAGCAUCUCCAAGUGGAAGUCCGAGACUGUGCUGAACACCAGGCAGGCGGAUGCCGAGGGGCCGCUCUGCCCGGCCGAGGCUGGGGUGCCGGCUGCCCCCAGCCCGAAGGAGAGUCUGCAGCCCAAGCACUGUCCCGAGCCCCACCUCACCUUCCCCAGGUCCUUCAAGGUGCCUCCUCCAGCCCCAGCCCGGACCUCCUCCAUCCCUGUGCAGGACAGCCAGCCCACCCGGCAGGAACCUUCCUUCCCCAAGCAGCCUCAUGCCCGGCCUCCCCUCCCGCCGUGCUUCACCAUAAGACCCGCGGCCAAGGCUCAUGCUGGAGGAGAUGCUGAGCAGAGAAAUUCCCCUCUCAGACAGGCCCUCGCGAAGCCGGCUGUGCCGACACCCCCACCACUGAGCCCCAAGCCGGGUCCAGGGCUCAGCCAAGGCACGAAUCCUGCCGGUCGCCGGUCCCCGCUGCCAGGCUCCGAGACGGAGAAGGUUCCCCAACCAAAAACAGCCGAGAAAGACCCUCCUCCGAAAUCUGAAUCUCUCUCUGCGAACGACCUGGAGCUUCCCCCUCCAGACUACCCCACCAGUGAGGACGACUGGAGGGACGCCAGCAACCUGAGCAGGCUGCGGCACGAGCUCUCGGCUCUCCUGCGCUCCCCACGCAGGGAGGAGAGGCCGGUGGAGAAGCCGGCAGCUCCCCAGCCCACGGAUGGUGGCACCGACCGCCCCGGCAGCCAUGAGCCCAGUCUGAAUGGGCACCAACCGGCUGGACCUGCUGGGAAGGACACACAGGUACCCGCGGGAGGAGAGACCAAGAAAAAAGAGGUGCCUGGCAGCCCCCCCAGUGCCAAAGGGGGCUCUCCCAGUGCAGCGCUCCCCGCUCCAGAGAGCAGCCCUGCGCCUCAGACCCGCAGCGUGUUGAAGAUCAGGAACGAGCUGGAGGCUGUGCUGAAUAUGAAGAAAGAAGGGAAACCUGCCAUGGGGCUCGGCAGCCAGAAGCAGGGCACUGAGGAUGGCAGCAGCACCCCUUCAAAUGGGCUGAGCCCCCCUGACCCAGGUGACUUGGUGGUGCCAAAACCAGCCCCAAGCCCCCUCCCAGCACCAGGGGCUGCAGUGGAGAAGGAUGAGACGGGGCUCAAGGAUCAUCCCACUCCUGCCGCUAGCAAGGCCACAGAGAACUGGACCCCUGCUCCUGGGUCCCUCAACAGCAGCACAAACCCCCCAGACCCACCUCAGGCACCGGCAGAGAAGCCCCCUGCUCCCACAUCCCCCUCGCCCCCCACUCCUCCCACAGAGAGCCCAGCCCCGCAGCCCAACGCGGCCGUCUUCCAGUACAAAGUGCACCGGGCUGGGACCAGCUCAGCAGAAACACCGUGUGCCUUGGGCUCGGCCGAACCUCCCUGCCCCACCAGCACGGCCAGGAGCCCGCCGGCCACCUCGGGAGCGGGGCAGGAGGAGGUGCUGAUCCACCCUGUGACGGGCGAGCGGGUGGAGCGGGGGUCCCCCAUGGCACUGCUCCUGGCCGCCCGGCAGCGUGCCCAGCGGGGCCGGCAGGGUGGCGAGGUGGGAGCCGCGCUGCGGGCCAAGUCCCCCCUGAAACUCAACAGUGCCUCAUCAGACACCACCUCCACCAGCUUCUACCGCCACGAGUCCAAGCCCUACUCCUUCACCGUGGUGCCUCGCCCGCCUAUGGUGGGUACAACAGGGUCGGGAUGGAGCAAACCUCCAUCCUUCUCCAGCUCCUCGGAGCAGGGCCGGGACGUGCGGGUGAUGGCUGAGGCGCAGCCCCCGAGCCUCCCCGGCCACCGACGGGCCGCUGCCUCCAGCCUGCUGCGGGGCCUCCUCGAGACCGGGCAACCCAACCAGCCCGGCCCAACCCGCCAUGGUGUGUCCAGGGAGGAGGAGGAGAAGGGGGAGACGGCGCUGGACUAUGGGAUUAUCCCCCCGCCCCCCGAAUUCAGCAACGAGACGGACGAGGCCGAGGGGCCCCUCACGAGUCGGGAGGAGAACCGCAAGUGCCCCAGCUUCCCCGACUGCAGCCGGAGCUCGGAGGCGCCACGGUACUUCAGGUGGCCCGGCUACGGCCGUGGCUACGGGGGCAACCGUCAGCCCCCGGCCCCGCUGCCCUCAGAGAAGAGCAGGAGGAAUGGCGACUUCACACCCCAGUACCCAGACUACAGCAGCUCCGCCGGUUACUUUGGCCGCUGCCCGAACCCCCGGCCGCUCAUCAAGAAGCGCCUGUACGUCUCGGAGCCCGACAGCUCCUACAGCCGGGCAGCGGCGGCCCCCCGGGCCACGGGCACCCUCUCCUACAGCCCCGGGGGAUACAGCUCCGCAGCCGGGGAGGGGGGCCGCCGGCUGGGCCCUGCCCAGAGGAACGGCCCCACGAACACGCAGGGCAGGCGCACGUCCAUGGACGCUGCUGGGAAAGCCACGCCGUACGGCAGCGCCGGGGCUGACGCCAAGUACAAGGCGCAGAACGGGGAUUUCUCGCCUGCCAGCGCUGUGACAGCCAGCAGACCUGCCCACGGCGGACCCACUACCACCUUCACAGUCAGACCUGGAGCACGGCAGCCCAUCUCCUACGCCUACCAGAGCGGCCACCGAUAGGCUUCUCCACAGGGCUGCUCCACCGCCUUCGGCUGGGAGAAGGAGGGAAGGUGCCUGGGUGGGUUGUCAUCUCCUCUGUGGGCACCAGGGAUGGUCCCAGCCCAUCCAGCAAACGCACUGCUUGACACUGCUGGUGGGGAAGGUGGGGAGUGAACCUGGGACUUGGACUCUUUGCAAAAGACUGCCAUGGAGAGUAGUUACCACAGAGGACCGGCUGCUGUCUUGUUACGUGAGAAAACACAGUUUUCCUUCUAUUUCCCCCCCGUGUUAUUUUCAAAAUGGCAGCCUGAUAGUUCUUCUAAGAAAGUCAAAAGCAUCCUUAGUUCUCUUUAAAAAGCAUCACCACUGGAGAGAUUGUUUGCAGUUUUAGGUUAUGUUUUGUUUUGUUUUUUAAUUGGUUUAAAUCCAACAUGCUUGGGAGUGGGGAGAAACCAGCUGGAAGAUGUGCCUAAUGGAAGCAAACCAGCAUAUAGCUAAAUGUAGGAGAUUUAAAAUAAGAAUGUGAGGCCAAUGGGAUAGAAAUAGAGUUUAGGAUGUCCAGAUCCUGCCCUCUUCUGUCCCCACCUCCUUCAACAGCCUUGAGCAAAUCAAUUAUGCUGAUGCCUUAAAAACAGCUCCCGGCUCUCGGUGCCAGCCCUGCCGAGCUGGGGGCAGCUCCACCACCAAGGUCUGAGCCCCCUUCUCCAGCGAUCGACCGUGGGGGGCUCUUGGAGCACAGGUCUUUGCUUUCCUGCCCCUUUUGGCCACUCUAAAUGUUUCUGUUGGUAACUGUUCCUCAUGGAAGAAGGCUGCGAGGAUGGGUGGCUGUAAAGCACUUUGGAGCCUUAAGACAUUGAACAAUCCUUCUUUUCCUGUGUCAGCUGGUGGGUGUCAGGGACCCACCACAGCAUGGUGCUUUCCUCCAGGGGUCUCUUGCCACUUCAUACUCACCUAAACCCCACCUCCGAAAGCUAAGCCACAUAGUCCUUAUACGCUGUUACGCUGAGACUUGGCUUUAGUUUGUCUGAUUCAGGGGAGUGGGAGGUUAAUUUUGGUGUGAUUGUAGAGUAUUUGGCGCUCCUGGUGUGUGGAAUGUUUGUGGUGACACACCAAAGCAAGCCUGUCCCAGCGAGCAGUACAGUCCCACGACAGCCGACCAAAGGUUGGAACGGAAAUUAGGAAUAUGUAAUCUUCCUCAUAGGUAAACUUGCUGAAAAUCACUGUAAAAUAAGUGUAAAAACUUGUAGAGAAUGUUUUCUAAUCACUGACAAACUGAAAGCACUUUGAGACAUUAGUCUACUUUUUAUGGAAAGCACUUUCUCUUUUCAAUCCUAUACAAUGUCGUUAGUUCCACUCCAGCUUAUCCCGCACUGCGUGCGCGUGUGGGGGCGUGUAACCAGAUUUUGCUCUACAAUUCAGCUCAAAAUUCAGUGACAAAUUUUCCUUCACAGUGGAAUUUUCAAAAGAGUUAUCUUGAUGUUAGUGUCACGUCUUUGGCAUUCUACGUUUUAUGUUAUUUCCAACUUUACCUAAUAAUUUAACAGCUGUUUCAAACAUUGCAGCAGCUUCAAAGUGCUCUGAACUUUACUCUGCUGUGAAUAAAAGGAAAAUGCAAAUACCGUAAUCGGUCUAAUAGCUAAUUCAAAGGAUGUUUUUAUGCCAGCAAGACGCAGUGACUUGGAAGAUUUCCAUUCGUGCUCACCCCAGCCAGUAUUGAAAUAACACGUUCUAAAUACCUGGGUGUUGAUUUAAAAACAAAAAAUGUUUAUGGAGAAAAGUGACUAUGGUGUCGCUCUCUGGGUAUUUAAUUGUGCUGGUUUUGUGUAGAAUAGCCCCCCCUGCUCCUUAAAACAUGGAAGUUCCUCCAGGUGAGGAGCAUCUGGAGGAUUCUUAUUUAGCUGUAGGAGUAAAGCUGUGAUGCUGUUUGAGUGGCUGCAGGGUCCUGUUUUAGUAUUGGAUGAAGUUUCACCAGUUUAACUUGAAACAAAACAAGGAAGCCUCUCUGAUAGCGUUGCAACCUAAUGGAUCUUUUUUUUUUCCCCAAAAAAAUACUAAGUUAUAAAUGCAAAUUAAUUCUCAAAAGCAGCUUUAAAUUUAGCGGCUUGUUGUGAGACUUCAGUUUAAGAUCGGCUAGAAACAGGGCGGGGCCCUCAAGAAUUCUCCUAAAUUUGAGCAUAUCCCCAACACAAGUUUGUGUGGACAUUUUUUUUGGAGAGCAAAAUGUGAAACUCCAAUGGUGGCACUUGCUUUGAAUUUCACAGUUACUGUUUCACCCAGACACACGGUUCGUAUAGAGUUGUAAUAAGGUGUUUAUAUAGCGUGGAGCGUCUUGUUUCUAGCAGACGGGUAUUUGUUUCUAUUAAAUGUUAGAAGCAUGAUAAUGUAAGUCAGUUUUAUGAAAUAGAGCCAUUAUUCAUUCAGAGAACACCCAUUCUGGGAACGCAGAGUGGGCCAAGCUGUAACUAAAUCAGGGAGGACUCUGCUCACUGUUGUGAAACUGGUUAGUGUGAAUGUUCUCAGCAGUGGAGCUAUUCCAUUCUUUAAACGCCUUGGUCUCUCCCUGCUUCAUUUGAAUGCGUUUAAGCAAAAAUUCUAGUAUUUCGGUAACAACUAGCCAUUUAUGCCGGGGCCACUGGGAACUGCUGGUGUUACAAAGAACCCACUGUCAGAGCUGCUGGCGGCCAGAGCUCCUGGGGAGAGUUAAAUCCUGAUGCAGAGGGAGGAUCGCUGGGCUGUGGGGACGGGGAAAAACACAGAUAAAAUGGGUCCGAUUCCUCUGCCCGAGCCUUCUCCCAGCUCUGUUUCACUAAAUGAACUUAGCAGUAGAGGAAACUGAGGGGUGGUAACGGGACAAAGCCCAGUGUGAGGGCUGAAAAAGCAAUCCCAGAGCCCCAUGAUGGAAUUGCUCUCACUCCAACCUGCUCUUUGGUCAUUCCAGCCUCUGGACAACUGGAAUUAUCCCCUGCAGCCGCACAAGUACCCGCUAACGUAGUGUAACCGGUAGCUUUACUGUAAAGUGUUGAACAAAGUCUCUUAUUUAUGACUGCCAUUGAACAGCAACCUUCUUGCAUUAAAUGUGUCUGGACGUA
Molecule: messenger RNA, 6463 nt
Organism: Calidris pugnax (ruff)
Lineage: Eukaryota; Metazoa; Chordata; Aves; Charadriiformes; Scolopacidae
Product: chromosome unknown open reading frame, human C6orf132
Exons: 8
Coding region: 66-3395 (1109 amino acids)
Source: RefSeq, a predicted model, not a curated record